Molecule: messenger RNA, 1369 nt
Organism: Ceraceosorus guamensis
Lineage: Eukaryota; Fungi; Basidiomycota; Exobasidiomycetes; Ceraceosorales; Ceraceosoraceae
Exons: 4
Coding region: 233-1213 (326 amino acids)
Source: RefSeq, a predicted model, not a curated record
UGGAAAGCGUGAAUCGAAUGAAAGCAAAAGGUGGAGUUUGGAGUAGUGAAUGGAGAAUCGCUAGCGUCCGAUUUCGCCCAGCUCUCUCCUCGACAAACUCAACGGUUUCUAGGCUUCCUCUUGACAGGCCAGGACCGAGGCAACUUCGAAACCCCCAUCGAUCCCAUCUCUUGUCCAGCCUCUCGUACUCCGCAAGACGCAACGUAUGACUUGUUGAUCGAGUCAAUCGAAAAUGUCGCUCUUUGCCGCACGGACGGCGCUCCUCUCUCUUGCCCUGCUGGUCUUGCUUGCACUCACAACGGUGGAAGCGUAUCCUUCCGAGCACACAAAGGUCCAAGCAGAGUGUGUCGAGGGACGAGCGCAGGCACGCAACUCAGCUGUAAACGUCGUCAGGAGGGAUGUGCCGCCUGGGGGCGAUGUGGAUUACUACAGCCCGCUGAACAAGACGGGAGGAUUGAUGACCACUAUCAUUCCGGAUUUAGACGUAGGCGAGCCCUUGAACAUCAUCAUCUCUGGAAAAUCAUCCAAGACGGUGUUGGAGGUAGAAGGAUUCCUACUCUGGGCAACAUCGAUCAACUUUGGCGUCUCGUGCUUGGGACAAGCGAACGGGACACAGCAGAAUGCAAAUUUGGGUGAUGGAGGUGGCAACAAGACGCAAGGUACAGGCAAUGGAGACAAUGGAGUGAUGAGGUGGAAUUAUGGCGAUGCGUAUAUUGGCACUUGUAGAGAGACUAUUCAGGGUGGCAAUCAUUUUAGGUGGUGGAGACAAGAUGGCAGGGAGGCGAACAGCGGAGCUUACUUCUUGGGCGCAUCUCUCGAAGGCCCGUUGAGCACGCAGCACGACAUUGUCGCAAAUGGUUACAAUCUCGGUCGAGAUGAGAUCGUUGGCAAUGCCACGCGGUCCAACGGAACCACGUGGGGAGGCAAUUACUACCGCGCAACUGUCGAGUACAUCCCUGCUGGCGUGCUUCUCAACGAUACUACCGAAGGUAUCAACCACCCAGAUGUCGCUCCACCUGGCGGCAAUGCUCAGGAUGGCAGAGUAGCCGUGCUCACAGUCAUCCAGACUGUUGUUUCGGACCAAGCGACAAACUUGCAGUACGACAAUCAGACGGACGCUUCCACAGCCUCAGUCUCGAGCCAGGCCUUUGCCAAAUGGCAGCUCCUUGCCACAAUCGCGGCUGUCGCGCUCGCCAUGGCAUCGGCAAUGUAAAUAUUUGUAGCCUUCCGUCCAGCCAUCUUCCCUUCUCUCACACAUACUCGCGCCACUAUCAAACUGCUCCAUUGCCACACAUAUUAUUACAUCUCAUCAAAUAGAUUAUCAUCCUUAGCCCCCUUUCGUUGCGAAUGAGAAUGUGUGAUACAGGCG